AUGCUUGGGACCAAAUCCGACGUCAAAUCAUUCGGGGUCAUGCUGCUGCAAAUCCUCACGGCCCGGCCUGCCAUGUGCCUCUCGCACCAUCCAGUCGAGGAGGCCCUCUCAUUAUUGGCCGAGCCCAAGCUGGCUUUAAAGUGUUGUGAACUGAGGAGGGACCGCCUGUCUCCGUGGUCGAAGAAGACUAAUGAUGAUUGGCGUCAGUUUGACACGCCCGAUCUCGACUCGGUGAUCCUAACUGAGCUCGAGAGGCUGAGGAACGUGGGAUUAGAAGUGUCGCAUGGGGUGAACUUUUUCUAUGCACACUCGCAGGGUGAUUGGAACUUUCACGGACACAAUAGAGCUCUCGUCGCACAUGGUUUCCGCUGCCAGCGGGAGGCGGCGGUGGAUGCCGCUGCGACUCAGUUGAAUGCCAAGUUAUUCGGUUGCUAUGUAGUUGGCAGUGCAGGAACCAAACACAAGGUGGACCUGCUAAAAGAGAAGAUUGGCUUUGACGAUGCAUUUAACUACAAAGAAGAAAGUAAUCUCAAACCAACACUUCAGAGGUACUUUCCCGAUGGCAUUGACAUAUACUUUGACAAUGUGGGAGGUGAAAUGUUAGAAGCAGCAGUUGAUAACAUGAAUGUAUUUGGUAGAGUUGCCAUUUGUGGGGUGAUAUCCGAGUACACGAACAGCAAAAAAAAUUCUAAGUUGGAUAUGUUUUCUGCUUUACGCACAAUUUCCCUUGAAAUUCCCAGAAAAGCUAGCGGAUUGAGGAAGCUUCAAGAAGAGAAGCAGGAAGCCGGAAGGGCAUUAAAGGAAAUUACAGUUUGUGGAUAG
Striga asiatica is the source of this 822-nucleotide messenger RNA. Lineage: Eukaryota; Viridiplantae; Streptophyta; Magnoliopsida; Lamiales; Orobanchaceae. The record is from the annotation of a GenBank genome assembly.